AUUGCGGUUUGAAUGGUUGAAGGACGGCGUCUACGGAAAGUCUUUUAAUUAGAACUUUUAGAAAAUAAAUGAAACUGUAGUGCCAUUGACUCAUAAAGAACCGCGAACAACGGCUGGUUUGCCUUCGAGCAACAACUUCUAUCUCAUCAGAGAGGAAAAAUCUGGGGUUAAAAGUCGAGCUCAGAAGUCAGACGAGUUUGGGAAUGGAUAAAAGUUGUAAUGGCCAACAGGCGAGAUGUUUAACCUCACAAUUCAGAGAAUCUACACACAGAGCUUUAACUUUACUGCGGAGGAAAGCGAAACGACGUCAGAUAGAAGCGGAGCUGGAGGCAAAAGAGGCUUGUGAUUGGCUCCGAGCAGCAGGUUUUCCUCAGUAUGCUCAAUUCUAUGAAGCCUCUCUGUUUCCCAUUGAGAUCUCCGCCGUGAGGAGAGACCAUGAGUUUCUGGAUCAUGACUCUCUCAAGGCAUUAUGCAGGAGGCUAAUGACCCUGAACAAAUGUGCCGCGAUGAGCUUGGAGGUUCAUUUUCAAUGUAAACAGCAAAGUGAGGAUUCUGAAGAGGACGACGCAUGUGCUCUUAGUUCCCGUUGGGCGUUUCAGCGCGAGAGUAAAACAUGGUCCCGUCUCCGCACCCUCUCGCCCAAUCCUGUCGUACCUGGCAACAGGACCUCAACCUUACGACCCUCAGGAAGUAGUGACAGUGUGCUGAGUGAAAAUAGUCUCCUAGACGUCACCUCGCUGACCUCUGACCUCAGCACUAGCAGCUUGAGCUUGGACAGAACACGGGAAACGACCUCUCCAGACGUUGUAGGCGUGAGCUCAUCGCCCGUUUCCGUCUCAACCAGCCAAGAUGAAAACGAUGAAGCUGGGUCCUCAUCUUCACUGCCCUCAGUGAGAGAGAAGGCAAAGCGUUCUUCUAGAACAUUCUUACGGAGGAGAGAAUCAGUAAAGAAGAGGGAUCGAGAGAAAGCGACGGCCCCUGCUAGUGUUAUAACGGUCUCUCAACAUCAGCCACCCUCAGGUUUACAUUGUACAUCUGAUACAAGUUUGCCUGGACAAACCGCAAACAAGUGUCGAAAUACCAAAGAUGUUGCUAGGAAGUCACAUACAAUAUGCCGCAGUAACGUUAGCCAGCAAGCUCCUCUGCACAAGCCUCACAGAACAUGCCUUUAUCUGGAGGACUACCAGUUAGCAUGGGAGAUGCCCAAGUUAACCAAUCACAACCGUCAGAAGAAAGAUCGCGUGGUCCAUCUCCCCUUUGACCACAAACCUGGAACGUUCCCCAAAUCUUUGUCAAUCGAGAGUAUUUGUCCAGUCACCGUUUCUCAAAGUCCUAGACAUAGUGACUGGAUGGGAGAAGAUGGAGACUUCUCGUUGGACGGAAGCAUUAGUCACAGCGGGUCACAAGAUCUUUUCUCACCUGGUUUUGGGAAGAGAAGAAACUCAGUGAGCUCGAUCGGAAGCAUAUAUGACAACGUUCCAGAAGCACCGGACAGGCCGUGUGACACAUUCGACCCCGGGAAAGAUGAAACUUUCCAGCAUCUAGAUGAAAUUUUACAGCACGUGCACGGGCUUCAGCACAACAUUGACGAAUGGUCUCGCUCCCUCAGCAUUCAGCAACAGGACCAAUCUAAUGCAGAAACCGAGUCAACGGCGGACACAACAUUAGCCGGCAGUUUGAUCAACUCACUCAACUUUGACGAACGUUCCAUGUCAGAUGUUGGAACAACAGCAAGCGAUUACGAUAGCGGAGGAAACUCUAUGAAUGAGGGAGAGGGAGGAAUGAGAGAGAGGAGGGACUCCGGGGUGGGAGCAUCGCUCACUAGGCCCAGCAGAAAGUUGCGUUGGCACAGUUUCCAGAACUCCCAUCGUCCGAGCGUGACCUCUGCAUCUUUAGAGAUCAACAGACAGUCGGCUGCUCAGCUCAACCUCCUGCAGAAGUUCAGUCUGUUACGACUGACGGCCAUUCUGGAGAAACACACGGACACCAGCAAACACGGCUGGAACUGGGUGGUUCCCAAGUUUAUGAAGCGUUCCAAAGUUCCAGAUUACAAAGAUAAACACGUAUUUGGAGUUCCACCCAUCGUUAAUGUCCAGAGAAGCGGUCAGCCCCUCCCACAGAGCAUACAGCAGGCAAUGAGAUACCUACGCAGCCAGUGUCUGGAGAAGGUGGGAAUAUUCCGGAAAUCUGGAGUAAAAUCCCGUAUCCAGGCCCUCAGGCAGCUCAAUGAGAAUUCCCCCGAUCAUGUGACCUACCAGGGCCAAUCCGCCUACGAUGUGGCUGACCUGAUUAAACAGUACUUCAGGGAUCUGCCUGAACCGGUGCUCACCUCCAAACUUACAGACACCUUUCUGCACAUAUACCAGUUCGUUCCAGCUGAACAGCGUUUACAGGCCGUGCAGGCAGCUGUGAUCUUGCUGCCUGAUGAGAACAGAGAGGUUCUACAGACGCUGCUCUAUUUCCUCAGUGACAUCGCAUCCGCACAGGACAACCAGAUGACUGCAGACAACCUAGCUGUGUGCCUUGCCCCCUCUGUACUGCAUUUGAACACUUCGAAGAAAGAUGGGACUUCACCAAGGCUCAUAAGCAAAAAAAGUGGAGCAAAGCCAGACCACAAGGAACUGAGUGAGAACAUGGCUGCCACGCAGUGCCUUAGUCACAUGAUCACAGAAUGCAAGAAGCUUUUCCAGAUCCCUCAUGAAAUGAUGCUGCAGUCCAGGAACUCUUAUGUGGCGGCUGACGCCCAACCGCUGCCUCUGCAUGGGCUUGGUGUCAACGCCCUGGGAGAGCCUGUGGAUUACAGGGCGUAUCUGGAAGACAACAUUCAGUGUCUUCUCAGAGAGGCAUCUGAGCGGAGUAAGGGCUGGCAUCACGCCCAUGGACCUGAUAACACUGAACUGGCUUAUAAAAAGGUAGGAGAUGGGCACCCGAUGCGCCUGUGGCGCGUUUCUGUGGAGAUUGAGGCUCCGCCUGCUGUGGUUCUGCAACGUAUUCUGCGAGAGCGCCACCUAUGGGAUGAAGACCUUCUGCAUAGUCGAGUCAUUGAGACUUUGGAAAACAACACUGAGGUCUUUCAUUACAUCACGGACAGCAUGGCCCCUCAUCCUCGCAGGAAUUUCAUAGUUCUCAGGCGUUGGUGUAGUGAUCUUCCGAAGGGGGUUUGUGUUCUUGUGUCCUCCUCUGUUGAACAUGAUGACGUACAGCUGGAGGCGGGGUUACGGGCUGUUCUUCUGACCUCACGGAUUCUUAUUGAGCCAUGUGGAAUGGGACGGUCCCGGCUUACACACUACUGCAGGGCUGAUUUAAGGGGGCGCUCACCUGACUGGUAUAAUAAAGUAUUCGGACACCUGUGUGCAAUGGAGGCUGCCCGGAUAAGGAGUUCGUUCCCUGUUUUGUCAGCACGCGGGCCUGAGACCAAACUCUGAAUCAGGACCUACCAGGAUUUUAUCCAGUUUGACUUAUUUUUAAAAAGGGUUUGAGCGAGAAAGAGAGAAUUAUGAGAGCUCAGGUGUGAGAACAAGAUGAAAGUGUAAGUGUGAGAAACGGUGGAGAAUGUGAGUAGAGAGUAGGAUUUGUGAAUCUGAGAAAGAAUGAGGAAGAAGAGAAUACUGGAGUACAAGUAUUAAAGUAACCCAUAAACGCUAUUAACGAUCAAUGUGAAAAAAGCUCAAACUCACAAUUGUGUGUGUUUUUGUUUGUUUGUGUUUAAUGGAAUAUUUGUGGUAAAGCAGUGUGUCUUAAUAGACAUCUAUUAUGCCCCAUUUGUUCUCAGGGUAAAUGCUAACAGUUUUUUUUCUUGACUGGUACAGGAACUGUCAAAUGGCUUAAAUUGACAAAUGACUAGGUUAGAAUAAUUUUCAAACCCCUGAUGUGAAAAAUGUGAUGAUCAUUUGAUUUUCUGAUGGCCAGUUUAAAUCAAUGUAUGAUAUUCUAUAGUCACAACCUCCAAUCAUCUAUCGUUUCUAUCACCUUAUUUAUUUGUGGCAAACUUCAUUUAUGAAGUUUUUGUAUUUUAACAUCAGCAUGGAAUCCAUGGAAAUUAGCUUCUUCCAGUCACUUUGUAAAUUUUCUUAACCCCAAAGGAUAACAUUUUGUAAUAUAAUUUUCCUUCAUAUUGUUACUAAACUGUUACGAAACGGUUUGCGGUCAAGUUCUAACUGCCUAAGUGCCUUUGAGCAAGUAAACUUGUAUGCGUGUGUUCGUCUUACAAUAUGAUUAUUAUUAUUAAAUUAGUGCAGUCUCACCAGGGCAUUAUGUAAUUUCAGUAUUUUAUUUAUUUAAAAGUAUUACUACAUGUACAGUAUACUGAUUGUUUUUAAGCAUUCUGCCUCAUUUUGUAAAGAGGAAAAGUUUAAUGUGCAGUGACUCCAAAUGCCACAGUGUGGUUAAACAGUAUGUGCUUUGACUCUAUCUGAUGUACAGAAUUCUUGUGUAUUUACCCUUAAUGUUUAUUUUAUUGAAAUCCCAGUGUUAAACUCAGGCAUUUGAGACCGCUUCUUCCGAAACUAUCGAAUUCAUUUUAUUUACCAUUGUGUUUUUUUAUUUGUUGCAUUUUCAAUCAUACUCUCAUGUGUAUUGUGCCAACCUAGCCUUCAGUGCAAUGACAAUAAAGUGGCUUUUCAGA
Triplophysa dalaica is the source of this 4624-nucleotide messenger RNA. It is a transcript of the gene stard8, whose product is annotated as StAR-related lipid transfer (START) domain containing 8. Bases 204 to 3425 code for a protein of 1073 amino acids. The transcript has 14 exons. Gene Ontology annotation, biological process: actin cytoskeleton organization; regulation of Rho protein signal transduction; signal transduction. NCBI's taxonomy places the organism in Eukaryota, Metazoa, Chordata, Actinopteri, Cypriniformes, Nemacheilidae. Gene Ontology annotation, molecular function: lipid binding; GTPase activator activity. The record is from RefSeq and is a predicted model, not a curated record.